Molecule: messenger RNA, 1191 nt
Organism: Effrenium voratum
Lineage: Eukaryota; Dinophyceae; Suessiales; Symbiodiniaceae
Source: the annotation of a GenBank genome assembly
AUGCUCGCACACGAAUCCUGCACAGAUUGGUACGGGGACUGCUCUGCCGUGAACUCGCAGCUGGUCGGAGAGAUCCACUACAGCUGCAUCGGCGGCCAGAUUCGCACCAACAGCUCUGCCGUGCGCCAAGUUCAAGAGGAGACGCAGGAGACUGCGCUGUCCGGAACCGUGGAGAGCGUCGCCUGCUCUUCAUUCAUGGGCAGCACCUACGACGGCAUUGCCAACGUCACCUGUACCCAUGGCGUCUCCAGUGCGGACACCAGCGGGUGUGUGCUCGCGUGCUACGACUCCGACACGGCCACCGUCACGGUGAAUGGCAACAGCCAUGAGGCGUCGGUCACGUCCCGCACUUCAAGCGGCAGUGGUGAGACGCUUCAGUGCAACUCGCUGGACGCGGGCUACCACGGGACCUUGGAGCUGAGCUGCUCCAACGGCCUGCUCAGCGCGAGCCACAGCUGUCACCAGCUGUGCCUUACCAGCAGCAGUGUCACCGUGGCAGUGGGCGGCCAAACUUACCAGGCCUCGCCAACGGAGAGCAUAGAGCACAUGCAGACCGGUGUGGUGCAGUGUGGCAGCUUCGCUGCAGGUUUCACGGGCGACAUUGUGUUGACCUGCCACGAGGGGACAAUCACUGCCGAUGUCAGUGGCUGCAUGGCUCCCUGCGCGGCCGGGGCCGCGGCCUCCGUGAGCUUCGCCGGGGCGCAGCACGCGGUGGAGCUCGCGGCGCAGGUGCUGCACGGCGGCACCGGCGGCGUGAGCUGCAGCACAGCAGACAGUGGCUUUACUGGCAGCUUGGAGCUCAGCUGCAGCGACGGGGUGUUGUCACAGAGCUCCCAGAGCUGCACGGAGCGCGCCUGCGAAGAGGGCCUGGGCUACCAGCUGCAGCUGGCGGGCGAGACCUCCAGCCGCGCCCUGGCCGCGGAGGUGGCGCAUGCCGGCACCGUGACCGCAACCUGCGCCUCAGUUGCGCCGGCCUGGGAUAAUGAGAUCACGGUCACUUGCAUCAAGGGCGGUCUCUCUGCGGACUACUCUGCUUGCAAGCAAGCUUGCCUCACCACGGACAGCGGGGACGUGAGCCUCGGGCCCAACACUCACUCAGUGAGCCCGGCCAGCCGCAUGGCCGACGGGGACAGUGCCACGAAGCAGUGCUUGGACCUAGGUGUGGAGCAUGUCGGCACCAUGACGGACUGA